AUUCUCCCCCAACCCCCAGGCUGCCCCUCCCUCUGUCCCAUCCCCGGCUCCAGGAGGCGUGGUCACAUGCAAAAGCCGCCUAUAAAGGUGGCAGUGCCUUCUCCCCUACCCUGAAGGUGACAGUUCCUUGGAGCCUCCCCUGAUCUUCUUUGGGGUCCCUGGCUCCAGAGGCCAUUCUUCUCAGCUCAGCUCUGUACCUUCUCACAGCUGCAGCACCACUUUGGAAUCUCUACGCUGAUCAUGUUCUCUGUGUUUGGACUCUCCAUCCCCAUCUCGGCCACGGAGCUUCUCCUGGCCUCUGCCGUCUUCUGCCUUGUAUUCUGGGUGGUCAGGGCCUGGCAGUCUCGGGUCCCCAAAGGCCUGAAGAGUCCACCAGGGCCCUGGGGCUGGCCCCUGCUCGGGCACGUGCUGACCUUGGGGAAGAGCCCACAUGUGGCCCUGUCGCGGCUGAGCCAGCACUAUGGAGACGUGCUGCAGAUCCGCAUUGGCUGCACGCCUGUGCUGGUGCUCAGCGGCCUGGACACCAUCCGGCAGGCCCUGGUGCGGCAGGGCGACGAUUUCAAGGGCCGGCCCGACUUCUACAGCUUCACUCUGGUGUCUGAUGGGCAGAGCAUGACUUUCAACCCAGACUCUGGACCAGUGUGGGCUGCCCGACGGCGCCUGGCCCAGAAUGCUCUGAAGAGUUUCUCCAUUGCUUCUGACCCGACUUCUUCGUCCUCCUGCUACCUGGAGGAGCACGUGACCAAGGAGGCUGAGUACCUCCUCGGCAAGUUUCAGGAGCUGAUGGCAGGCCCUGGGCACUUUGACCCCUACAAGUAUGUAGUGGUGUCAGUGGCCAACGUCAUCAGUGCUAUAUGCUUUGGCCAGCGCUAUGACCAUGACAACCAAGAGCUGCUUAGCCUAGUCAACCUUGGUAAUGAGUUUGGGGAGGUGGCUGCCUCUGGGAACCCAGCCGACUUUAUCCCUAUCCUCCGUUACCUGCCCAACACUGCCCUGGAUCUCUACAAGGACCUGAAUCAGAGGAUUUACAUCUUCAUGCAGAAGCUGGUCAAGGAACACUAUAAAACGUUUGAGGAGGGCCACAUCCGAGACAUCACAGACAGCCUGAUCAAACACUGUCAGGACAAGAGGCUGGAUGAGAAUGCCAAUAUCAAGCUGUUGGAUAAGCAGAUAGUUAAUGUCGUCCUCGACCUCUUUGGAGCUGGGUUUGACACAGUCACAACUGCCAUCUCCUGGAGUCUCAUGUACCUGGUGACAAGCCCCAGUGUGCAGAAAAAAGUCCAGGAGGAGCUGGACACGGUGAUUGGCAGGGUGCGGUGGCCUCGGCUCUCCGACAGACUUCAGCUGCCCUACUUGGAGGCCUUCAUCCUGGAGACCUUCCGACACUCGUCCUUCAUCCCCUUCACCAUCCCCCACAGCACCACAAGAGAUACAAGCCUGAAUGGCUUUUACAUCCCCAAGGGGCGUUGUGUCUUUGUGAACCAGUGGCAGAUCAACCAUGACCAGAAGCUGUGGGAUGACCCAUCUGAGUUCCGGCCUGAACGGUUUCUUACCCCUGAUGGCACCAUCAACAAGACACUGAGUGAGAAGGUGAUUCUCUUCGGCAUGGGCAAGCGGAAGUGCAUUGGUGAGACCAUUGCCCGCCUGGAGGUCUUUCUCUUCCUGGCCAUCCUGCUGCAGCAGGUGGAAUUCAGUGUGACCCCAGGUGUGAAGGUGGACAUGACCCCCAUCUAUGGGCUGACCAUGAAGCAUGCCCGCUGUGAGCACUUCCAGGUGCACAUGCGCUCUUAGGAGCAGAGACCCCUGCAGCCUAGCUGACCCUGAGGACCUAAGCUUUGGCUUGAAAUUCAUGGAUACUAUCUGGCUGAAUUUUUGCUGUGUGAGCUGUGUGCAAACCUGAGGAAUCAUACCUGCCCCCCACCCUGAACUUGUCCCUCUGCAUGCUGCCCAGAGGCAGUGGAUACAGCAUGGGCCACACAGGAGCUGAUGAACCCUUCUGAAGCUUUGCUUGAGCUAGGAGACCUGGUAGGGUUAGGGGGUCCUCAGUCCUCUGGAAUCCUCUGACAAGCUCUCUGGAAGCCCUGGGGCCCAGCAGCUAGCUAGCUUGAGAAACGGUUACAGCAGGUCAUACCAGGGCCUGUCCA
Molecule: messenger RNA, 2144 nt
Organism: Vicugna pacos (alpaca)
Lineage: Eukaryota; Metazoa; Chordata; Mammalia; Artiodactyla; Camelidae
Gene: CYP1A1
Product: cytochrome P450 family 1 subfamily A member 1
Biological process (GO): progesterone metabolic process; hormone biosynthetic process
Molecular function (GO): steroid 17-alpha-monooxygenase activity; oxidoreductase activity, acting on paired donors, with incorporation or reduction of molecular oxygen, reduced flavin or flavoprotein as one donor, and incorporation of one atom of oxygen; heme binding
Source: RefSeq, a predicted model, not a curated record